Messenger RNA from Anopheles bellator, 4347 nucleotides. RefSeq lists its product as uncharacterized. Gene Ontology annotation, biological process: regulation of autophagosome maturation; activation of GTPase activity. Gene Ontology annotation, molecular function: GTPase activator activity. NCBI's taxonomy places the organism in Eukaryota, Metazoa, Arthropoda, Insecta, Diptera, Culicidae. The transcript is spliced from 3 exons. Bases 1 to 4347 code for a protein of 1448 amino acids. Gene Ontology annotation, cellular component: autophagosome. The record is from RefSeq and is a predicted model, not a curated record.
AUGUCCGGCAUGUACGGCCAAAACCGUGAAGCAGUCCGCGUGAAAGUGAAGAAAUGUGAGAAGAAUGUUCCGUUGGAGACACGGAAGUUUAGUGUCGAUCCUCAGAUCACCAACCUGGAAGUGCUGUACUCACUACUGGCGAAAGCGUUCGAUCUGAAAACCGACUUCGGCAUCAGCUACAAGGUGAUCGAAGCAAACGGGCAAGAGAGCUACCUUGUCGUACUGUCCGACUGGGACCUCGAGGCGGCAUUCCUCCGGGCGCACAACCAAUCGAUCGCGACUAAAAGCGAACCCUGCCUGAAUCUACGCGUCGACAUCAAGCCCUUCUCGGAGGCGUCAGAAUGGGAUGGGAACGGGGCGGCAACCGCGACGAGCAUUCCGCGCGAGCUUGUCUCGCUGCAGCAGUCGCUGGGCGCAGGUCAAAAGUACGUGCAGAACAAACUGCCCGGGCUGAUCAUGAACCAGAUGGAGAAAACGUUUUCAAUGGUCCAACGGGCGUUCAAUCUGGUGGAGGAUCCACUGCUCACGCAACCGAUUCGUCCACCGCUGGCGGAUGCCGAGUUUCGAAAACUGCAGGAUUCAGUCGGUCAAAUAGUGGCCCCGGAGCAGCUGCGCAAAGCGAUCUAUCUGGGCGGCAUCGACCCGAGUCUGCGGCGUGUCGUUUGGAAGCACAUACUGAACGUGUACCCCGACGGCAUGACUGGACGCGAACGGAUGGAGUAUAUGAAAAGGAAAUCCGCGGAAUACUACCGAUUACGCGAUAUCUGGCGUAGUACCAUGCAGCGUGGAAACAUUGUCGGUGAGCUGGCCUACGUAACCAGCAUGGUCCGGAAGGAUGUCCUACGGACGGACCGGUUGCAUCCGUUUUACGCCGGCAAUGACGAUAAUCAAAAUAUUGCCGCCCUCUUCAACGUACUGACGACAUACGCGCUGAAUCACCCGGCCGUCAGCUACUGCCAGGGCAUGUCGGACAUUGCCUCGCCGUUGCUAGUAACGAUGGGUGACGAAGCCCACGCGUACAUCUGCUUUUGCGCAAUCAUGCAGCGCCUUAGUUGCAACUUUAUGCUGGACGGCAUUGCGAUGACGCUCAAGUUUGCUCACCUCUCCGAGGCCCUCCAGUACUAUGAUCCGGACUUUUACGCCUACCUUAAGCACCACCAGGCGGACGAUCUGUUGUUUUGUUAUCGCUGGUUACUGCUCGAAAUGAAGCGGGAGUUUGCGUUCGACGAUGCGCUCCGUAUGCUCGAGGUGCUGUGGAGUUCCCUGACCCCGGUGGCGCCCCGUGGUGAGCUGGCCCUGUACGAAAAAGAAUACGAGCCACCACCAUCGCCACCGGACAACGGGGUUCACACCGCACGGAGCCAAAGCCCUUCGGUGAUGCUGCGGACACCACGAGAGAACCCCUACACUAAAGUUUGUGCCCUGCGCCGCCAAAGCUCUGCGCUUUCACUCAGCUCCUCGUGCAGCUCCACCAAUCCGCUCAACAUUACCGGUACCGGUCGGCAUACUUUCGGACGUGUCGGUACUGAUGGUCGAUCGCUAGAGGCGACACGCCGGCUAAACCUCAGCCUCGAUGAGAACAUUACGCGGGAAAAUGUUUACUCGUCGGCCAGGACAGGCAACGUGCAGAAAGUGCACCAAAGCUUGGAUGAGGCCAAGAUUGCGCUAGUGAAGCAGCGCAAAAUUAUGCGCAGUGUCGGCGAUGAUGAGAACAUCCAGGAAGGGGCAGACACACCGGCGGAACAGGAAGACACAACGGAGGACAAUGAGCUGACGGACGUGGAGGACAGUGUGUUCCACUCGCCUCAACAUCAGACAAAACGGAACUCGUGCAACAACAACCCAUUCAUUGAUGGGUCACAGGAAAAUGUUUGUGCACCUCGCGCGAAGGCUGCCGAACCGGACGAGCCAGAGAAUGGUAGGGAAAUGCUGAAUGCGGAAGAAAUCGAUCGUGGAUCACCUGCCACAAAUAGUAGCAGCGCCGCCAGCAGUUUACGGAACUCGCCGGUUAUCGGUCGCCAGCGUAGUCUAUUUUCAACCACCGCCACCGGGAAACUGAUCGCGCGUCAAUUGAGCCAACAGAAGAAACAUUUCACCUCCGGCACCGGUGGUGCUUCCGGUGCGGGUGCUGGCCAUUUUCACGACCUCAAGGAAAAGAUUGUGGCCAGCCGGAAGGGAAUCUUUGCUUCGCUCGAUAAAUCGAUCGUUCGUGACGGGGGAUCAGUUGAUGGUGGUGGGACGCGACCGACGGAAGCACGCUCCGAGGCGGAACCACGAUCAAAACCGAAGUUGGUUAAAAAUUUUAACGAGUUCCUAAACUUUGCCGCCAUCAACAAGAGUCGCAUCAGCGAUCGGUUGGCAACAAAGAAGAUGCUUACGAGCCACGCGACGUCGCCGCCGACAAACGCAAACAGCGGCGAAUCGAUCGAUUCCACGGCCACCGAAGUGUCGCAGGACGGCGAUUCAACAACGGCCGAAACGAUCGAGUACAACGAACUGAAACCGAAACCGGUGAUCAAGUUGACUAAAUCAUCGUUCGACGAUUCGGAUUCGUCGGCCACCAGCGUUGGAGUGGGCCUGGAUUCAAUGGCCACCACAACGGCGUUUUCGCGAUCCAGCGAUAACAGUAGCAUCAUUGCAGACGACAGUUCCGCGUCCGCCUCGCCGAUGCACCAACGUGUUGAACCGACGGUAACCGAUAGGCCAGAAGAUCUGAACGUUGCCGGUGAUACGGUCUCCUGUACGGUAGUUGCGCCCGGUGACGACGGUAGCAGUCCCGAUGAUUCGCAGGAAUACUUCCCAAUGACAACGUCGAUGACAAGAGAGUUGCGCCUCGAGUUAGAAAAUCUCGAUCGCCACGUUUUUGGCAGCGAAUUCCACACGAAACAACAACGCUUCUACACGCUCAACAGCUGCCUCGAUCUGGAGACACCUCCCGACAGUGAAUCGACCGUGGGUGGUCAGCUCGCUGAUCAUUCAACCCAAGAUCCACCAUCGAUUGCUUACAGCAAGCUCGAUAACGUUAGUCAGCACCUCCUGGCGGCGGCCACCGUCGAUGGAGCAAUGGAAAUUCAAUCGAUCGACGAAAUCUGUGAUCACUCCUCACCGGAACCGGUGGUAGUACGGUACCGCGAGAAGCCUGGUCGUCGACGGGACAUCGGUGCCUGCAGUAGCGUAGCCAGCGAUAAUCGAGACAGUAAACGCAUCAGCACCUCGAGCGCGAAUGUCAGCAGUGAUGUGUUUGUGUGGGAAAACCCGCUCCAUCACUGCGACGAUGAGGGAAGCCCAAUGUCGGUGGGAACGACGGGUGGCGCUGGCACCGCCGGAGAACUGACGCAGAUACAGCAGCAGCAGCGUACGGCCACAACACCCGACGAGCACCCGGAACUCGAGUAUGACGGAGAGAUAAUCGAGGAGACGACACUGGGCAAAAAGUCCGUCACACCGAUCCGAUUGGUGCGAAGAAACGGAGAUCGCUCCGUUCCCGGUUCGAACCGCAACUCGAUGAUACUUCCUGAUUCCUCCGACUCGUCUGACGACUCACCACUGGCGAGAUCGCCAGCGGCCGUUAAGUUUAAGUUUCAUCCCAACAAUCCGUUCUUCGAUGCCACAACAAAUUCACUGGACAAUCGGCCUCUACCGCUGCUCGGUGCGACGCCCGAUGGGCAAGCGCUCGAGCAAGCAACGGAAGCCACGUCUGGCACGGUCGAUGGUACUGCAGCGGACCCGCUACUCGCAAACGACAGUCCUGCUUCGCCUCCGCCGGUUCCUUCAGUGCCAGCUUCAAUGUCGCACGGUUCAAACGAUCUCGCUUCACCGAACAACGUUAGCGGAGAUGCUGCACCAUCACCAGCGGCCAUCGGUCCGACGGGCGGUGCACCGAUGAUGAAAAUUGCAGGCGUACUUCCGACACCGCUCGAGUUCGGUGGCGGCAAUCCGUUCCUAAUGUUUCUCUGCCUCACGAUACUGCUGCAGCACCGGGACUACAUCAUGAAAACCGGCAUGGACUACAACGAGAUGGCGAUGCACUUUGACAAGAUGGUGCGCAAGCACAACGUCACGCGUGUCCUCAACCAGGCACGCCAAAUGUACGCAGAGUAUCGACGACUCUAUCUACAGCAGCGAAUGCAGCAGCAACCAGCUAACCAGCAACCGCUCGUAGGGAGCGGCCACAGAAUUUCUCUAGCCGGCUCCAUGUCGAUGAUGGCCAACAGUUUCCAUGGGAUGCAUAACAUCGGCAUGGGCGGCCCAUCGACGGCAGACGGCGGAUUGGGCCGGAAAGCGUCCGCACCGGAAGUUGGGUCAGCGCGACGGAAUACUGGCGGUGACUUGGCGCUCCUCACGUAG